This is a messenger RNA of Oncorhynchus nerka (sockeye salmon), 5687 nucleotides long. Its product is annotated as protein bicaudal D homolog 2-like. The transcript has 9 exons. NCBI's taxonomy places the organism in Eukaryota, Metazoa, Chordata, Actinopteri, Salmoniformes, Salmonidae. Gene Ontology annotation, molecular function: dynein complex binding; cytoskeletal adaptor activity. The record is from RefSeq and is a predicted model, not a curated record. Bases 560 to 3130 code for a protein of 856 amino acids.
AGUUUUGUAGGGGAACGUCAUUUUCUGGUCUUGCCUAAAGGAGGCAGAAUCAGUGUUACUAUCAACUCAUAGUGCAAAACAGUGUUGAGUGGCAGCAAAUCUGUCCAAUUAGCUGAGUCGCUUUCCAUACACCCACUCCUUUCGAAACACUUACUCGCCCAAACUCCGGUCGCCAUAUCGAGUUGCAGCUACCCAUUCUUGAGUUAGUGCCUACAAAAAGACGGCAUUACUAUUUCUCUCCAUGGGCGUAGUCCUUCUUCCCAACACAAUGGCCCUAAAACUACAUCUCCCAUGGCGCACAACUGUAGACCUGAAACUGUAUUCCUCAUAAUCGAUGAUCUCAACUUAGUUUCCUCUCUAGUGGCAUGAAGUAGGCUAGCUGGUGGAAGAUAGGUACCGGGCUAUGGAGCGAGCUGGAAAUACUAUCUGAUAACGGUAUCCGCUGAACUUUUUGUUCACAUCAAAAAGUUGAGGACCCAACACAGCCAUGCAGUUCAAAUACAGAAGGCACUGAUUUAUUUUUAUAUGCUUUUCUGUUGUCCUUCAAGUGCUGGCCAAGAUGUCUGUGGAGGAACAGGAAUAUCCAGAGGCGACUCUGGUUGCAGAGGCCGGGCCGCAGUGGUUUCGGGCGGAAUUAGAACGCCUAUCCCGGGAGUUGAGCGAGACGACUCAUGAGAAGAUCCAGGCGGCGGAAUACGGGCUUGCGGUGCUCGAAGAGAAGCAACUGCUCAAACAGCGGUAUGAUGAGUUGGCGACUGAGUUCGAGACCGUUCGGCAGGAACUCGACCAGCUGAAGGAGGCGUUUGGUCAGGCCUACUCCACCCAUAGGAAGGUGGCUGCAGAUGGGGAGAGCAGGGAGGAGUCGCUGAUGCUGGAGUCAGCCAGUAAGGAGGCCCAAUAUCAGCAGAUGGUCCUGGAGCUGCAGAAUGAGCUGCGGUUGGCCAGAACCGCCCUCACUAGCACCCAAUCAGAGAACGAGCGCCUGGCUGCCGUCGCCCUGGAAAUGAGAGAGAGCUCUGAGCAGGUGGAUUUGCAGCGCACCCAACUGCGUGAUGACAUCCGAGAGUAUAAAGUGCGGGAGGCACGUCUGCUGCAGGACUACAGUGAGCUGGAGGAUGAGAACAUCUCCCUGCAGAAACAGGUGUCCCUGCUACGACAGAGCCAGGUGGAGUUUGAGGGUCUGAAGCAUGAGAUCCGUCGCCUGGAGGAAGACUCCCAGUGCCUCCACAGCCAGCAGGAGGAGGCCAUGCGCCUGAGGGAGAUCGCCGAGCGCCAGCUGACCGAGGCUCUGGAGACCAUUAAGACUGAGCGCGAGCAGAAGGCCGCCCUGCGUAAAGAACUGUCCCACUACAUGACCAUUGGGGACAACCUGUUACCAUACCACCACAGUUCCCUCAACGUCUCCGUGGACGGACUCAAGUUCAGCGAGGAUCCCACUGCUGCCACCAACGUGCCGAACAACGAUGACUCGUUCCGUGGAUACGAGAACGGCCUGGCCGAGAUGGCCGCCGACGCCAACGAAGAUGACAAAGCCAAACUUCGGCCCGCCCCCAGCCUAGUGGAUGACCUGCUGAGUGAACUCAACAUCUCAGAAAUCCAGAAACUCAAGCAGCAGCUCAUGCAGGUGGAGCGAGAGAAGGCGGCACUCCUCUCCUCUCUGCAGGAGUCCCAGAAGCAGCUGGAGAUGGCCCACGGGACUCUGUCAGAGCAGCAGGAGACGGUGGGACGCCUCACCGAGAACCUCAGUGCCAUGAGGAAACUCCAGGCCAGCAAGGAGCGCCACUCGGGCCUGGACAGUGAGAAAGAGCGAGACAGCCGCGAUGACGGUGACGGGGACUACUACGAGUUGGACAUCAACGGGCCUGAGAUCCUACAGUGUAAGUAUACCAUCGCCGUAUCAGAAGCCGGGGAGCUCAGACAGGAGCUGAAGACUCUUAAAGCUGAGUACCAGUCUUGCCGGAGCCAGUACGAAGAAGAGCAAGUCCGCCUGGAGAGCGACGUGGCAGGGCUGAGCGAAAAGCUGGCCUCCCUGGAGAAGAGCAGCCGGGAGGAGCACGAGGAGGUGGCAAGGCUGGUGAAAGAGCUGCGGCGAGUGAGUGAAGCGGUUGGCGAGUCGCAGGGAAGCCUGAACGUGGCGCAAGACGAACUGGUGACGUUCAGCGAGGAGCUGGCCAACCUUUAUAACCACGUGUGCAUGUGCAACAACGAGACGCCCAGCCGGGUCAUGCUCGACUACUAUAAGGAUGGAAAGGCCAGUAUAGGGGGCAGGGGCAGCCGAGAGGGGAAGACACAACAUCUGUCCCAUGUUCUGCUCUCCAAUGGGCUGGUUCCUGAAACUGAACCCAUUAAAUCUGAAGCCAGUGAUCCAGCCACCCCAGCCCCAAUCCCAGAGUCCCGUUCAGAGCCCAUGAACAUCUAUAACCUAGUUGCCAUCAUCAGGGACCAGAUCCGUCACCUGCAGCAGGCGGUGGACCGCACCACAGAGCUGAGCCGCCAGAGGAUGGCCUCCAUGGAGCUGGGUACUGUGGCCGAUAAGGACAAGGAGGCCUGCAUGGGGGAAAUCCUCAAACUCAACUCUCUGCUCAGCACCAAGAGAGAGCAGAUUGCCACCCUGAGGACCGUGCUCAAGGCCAACAAACAGACGGCUGAGGUGGCGCUGGCCAACCUGAAGAGUAAAUACGACAACGAGAAGACCAUGGUGACCGAGACCAUGUUGAAGCUCCGCAAUGAGCUCAAGGGCCUGAAAGAAGACGCUGCCACCUUCACCUCAUUACGGGCCAUGUUUGCCACAAGGUGUGACGAGUAUGUGACCCAGCUGGAUGACAUGCAGAGGCAGCUGGCUGCAGCGGAGGAUGAGAAGAAGACCCUGAACUCCCUGCUCCGCAUGGCCAUCCAGCAGAAGCUGGCCCUGACCCAACGCCUGGAGGACCUGGAGUUCGACCACGAACAGGCGCGCCGCGGCGGGGGAGUGGCGGCAGGCGGGCGGGGAAAAACCUCCUCAUUGGCGCGGGGCAAAGGGGCAUCGGCCAAUCAUUAUCCAGUUGCAUCAUGGUCAGCCAAGACUCCACUGUGCACGAAUAACCCUUACCAUCCUAACCCCACUGACUCCCCCACCUUACCAUGCCACUAACGCAGUAAUUUGAUCAAGCCCAGUGUCCCCUUCAAAGGUUGACAGUUGCCGAUGAUUACUUCAGUACCCCCCGUGUCCUGAGACCCAUGUCAGAGACACACACUGCUGUAAUGUGAGGACUUUGAUUUCUGAGUGCAAACACACACCAGAGUAUGUGAGCGGAGUUGAGUGGUCAGAGAAUCCCACUCAUUGCUCACAGAGUAGUCUUCUGCCACUCCAAAUUCGCUCCAUUCAUUUUGUGUUUAAAAAGGAUCAUUUAACAAACACCCCAUCUACUUUUGUGACACUACUCAUAUCAACAUCUCUUUGCAUUAGUGGUGGGGUAGGCUAAAUAAAUACAACAGAAUAGGCAUAAUUAAAAGAACAUAAUAAGGCAAAUGCUGGCCAGAGCAUGCUCAAUUGAAGCAGGAUAGAAGGUCGACGCUCCAACGUUUUAGAAAUUCGCUCCACGCUCCAGCCAAAUGAAGCACGCUCCACUUCAGUUCCACUCUGCUCACGCCCUCUGACACACACACACACACACACAUAUGCUCCAGGCCCCUACAGACACACGUGAAACCCCCAGGGGUUUGGUCCCUCUGUGUGGCUACAGGAAACAAGAAAGUCUCCUCGGUAUGAUGACCAAUAGAGGUCUAUUUCUAUGGAUAUGACCGACAGUUUGAUCCUCAUUUGUGAUCCAAUCACUCACUCCACAUUGUCCACCUCUAUACUAUUAUAACUCUUGUGUCUUUCCCCCGACUACAGCCGACUUCAACUCCACGAUUUACGAUGGAGUCGAGUGGUGUCUAGUGUUGGCGAACUGGAGCGCCGAUGUCACAUAAAAACCCACUGUCGCGUGUAAUUGCGGGCUAUGUUUUGGGUGCUGAAAUCAUUGUAUGUGAUAGUCGCCGCUCAACUUCAUCGUAAAUCAUGGAGUUGAGUUUAAUCGACUACCCGGAUGACUGCGCCAUUUUAAUGUAUUUAUUUAUCUUUGUUUGCUUGUUGUAACUCAGUGAACGUGUGAGGUGUUCAUAAGCUUUCUGUUGCAUUUAAUAAUUGUUGAUAAUUGGAGCAUUCAUAAUUGAAUUUCAAUGGAGAGCAAACCUGUGUUGAUUUAUAUUUAUUCGUAGAGAAAGAUCAGAGGCAGGAACGUCAUAGGAACUAAAGUGACUUGCUACAGUUUUCCCGAGGGUCAAUAUUCAGUGGGACACUUAGGCUAAUGUAAGAAAUCUUGAUUGGGAUAAGUCCUUUCUCUCUUUGUUUUAAAUCUUGUCACAUGUACUUAGAUGUUUUAUUUAACCUAUAUUUAUCCAGGCGAGUCAAUUAAAAACAAAUUAUUCUUUACAAUGACCGCCUGGCAAAUUUGUAUAAUGUUCAAGAAGUCUUUUUGGCACCUUAUUCUUCUAUCUUCUGGUCUUAGUUUUGACUAGUAGUGCCUUUCUGUCCACAAAAGAGAAGCUAGAUUUUGUUUUUUAUGUUUUCAAUGUCUUUGAGAAGGAAUUUGGGUGAGAGGUUUUGACCCCAGUCAUUACAGAUUGAGGAAAAUAACAGGAACUGUGGUGAAUUCUUUGAAGUGAUUCUGUGAUCCUCCAAACGUGCAGAAUUGCACAUUUAGGGGCUGUUAUUAUGAUUUAUUAUUAUAAAGAAAAAACCUAUUUGAAACGUUUUGAUACUUUAACUCUUAACUUUGGCUGCCGAGUUUAGUGGCUCGAGGCAUUUACAACAGUGGCUGAUUGAGAGAUUACUAAUGCACAUACUUACUUAUACUCUAGCGUGUGUGGCAAAGGUCAGGCAAUGUCAAUAUAGAAUUGACAAGAAUGGAGGAUCAUUUCUUUGUCUGUUUUAAUGCAAUUUUAUUAGCCCUUUUUAUGUCCUCUAAUAGAGUUGUUGUGACUUCAGCAAACAGAGGAGGUAAAGUCAUCAACACUUCUGCAGUGCCAUUUAAUUCACAGGUUUGUUGAUGCAAUAAAAGUUACAUUUAUGACUUUUUUUUAUCUUUUUUUUUUUUACAAGUGCAAUUUAAACGCAGUAUCAAUAUGGAAAUACGGUAUAAAAAUGCUGUCUGUUUGCUGAUGCUAUAUUGUUAUGUUUUACUACUUACUCACAAUCUUGAUCCAAUUUGAGUUUAUCUUUGUACUAAAUAACUUGUUUGUAUUUAUUUAUAUGUAUGUUCGUAUUGUCAAUAAUGUGGAUUAUGAUUAGUGGCAUAUUGAUACCAUGUUGAUGUCAUUUUCCAUGUUUUCUUCAAGGGACUUUGGGUGGAGAUGGUGGUCGCAUUCCACUGCUUGGUUCGUUGCAUGCAUCAACCAAUGGUUGCAUGCCAUGUCAUCGACUGACAGAUUGCUAUAACAUAAUGAUGUGGUUAGCUGAUAGGUCAAAUACCUAACUAGGCGUUGUAAGAUCUGGCAACGUCUAAGCAGUGGAAUGCUCAAUAGAAGCCAGUAGCCUACUUACCUAUGUGGUGGUGGUGGUGGUGGUGAUGAUGUUGCACUGGCAAGGUGCAUGCUUAGCAGUAUAAACUUAACUUCAGACUUAAUGUGGUGUUGUUGAGGUUAUUAAAACAUGUAUAUUGAUCCUA